This is a messenger RNA of Suillus subalutaceus, 1206 nucleotides long. RefSeq lists its product as uncharacterized. The transcript has 5 exons. Bases 1 to 1206 code for a protein of 401 amino acids. Lineage: Eukaryota; Fungi; Basidiomycota; Agaricomycetes; Boletales; Suillaceae. The record is from RefSeq and is a predicted model, not a curated record.
AUGUACGAGGACGAGACUAUCCAAGUUACCCUCAAGUAUGACGGGGCUAAGGGCGGGCGACUGAUAUCUGGGAUGACAAGUAAAACCAAGGCCCUUCACGACCUUCUAGCAGAUCUCAAUAUUCUCAGAGCACAUCGUCCAAAAGGUGAAAAUAUCCGUCAGGAAGGUGCUGCGUUCUUCUUAUUAUGGCCUCACCCUGUUCAUGCGCCAAUCCCUCUGGUUGAGGGCACUUUGUACAAACGAUGGGUGUCCAUUUCCAGGGGGAGUCCAGAGCUGGAUGCGGUCAAAAAAGAGCUCUCCAUACUACCGUCCAUCUUGCUUGCAGGAACACGCGGAGCAAAUCUGUCACCAUUGGGACCAAAACAUACAAUAGAGCUGCCGCGGACAGAAGGAAUGAGUCCGCUCGCAGAAAAUUUUCCAUUAUCUUCUACGUCAGACCGUUCUGAUUUACAGAAGCCAGCGUUCACCACGGAAGUAGUUCAAGGGAAGAGACCUCGAAGUGAUUCCAUCAAUGAGCAAAGUGUUCUAUCACCACCUUUUGGGUCAGAUGGUAAUAACGUGCCCUCCUCGACUCCUUUGUUGAAGAGAAUUCGAACCGAACAGCACCUCCCCAUUCAGAACAGUACAGCAGAAGGGAAGCAUACUCUCGACGGCUUUUCAACUGGAGAAUACCGAACCACUCAAGCAGGCGACAAAAUUCCUCAGUCCAGAUACCCGAUAUCCCGGGUGCCACUUAAAACCACCCCUCAACAGCCAUUACUCAUUCCUCCAUAUCACACCAAACCCUUUCCAGGAUCACCCGGCGUGAGCAAUAGCUCCACUCCUACUGGCCCCCGCCCACCAGGAGAUAGAGGGACUAUCAACAGACUAUCGCUCGAGCUGUCAAAGGUCCGCAGUCAGCUAACUACCUUGAAACAUUGUGAGAAAGGGAUAUCGGAAGAGCUUAUUCGUCUUGGUGUUCCCCAGCCGAAGAAUGAAGAAAACAGUACCCUCCUCGCAUGGUCUCAUAUGGAGGCGCGACUGAUACUGCUUGAAAUCGAGUUGCAGCAGGAAAGGACACAGCGUCUCCAUGCUGAACGUAUGCUCAGUGAAGUAGAGAGGGAGUGCAGGGUUCCGUUUGUGGUGCCGGCGUUGUUCCAGGCGUUCUCCAGAAUAUCAGAGCUUGGGCACCAUGAACAAACCAAGGCAAGUGCGCUGUACGAUUAA